This is a messenger RNA of Arachis ipaensis, 1590 nucleotides long. NCBI's taxonomy places the organism in Eukaryota, Viridiplantae, Streptophyta, Magnoliopsida, Fabales, Fabaceae. The record is from RefSeq and is a predicted model, not a curated record.
CGGAUAGCCGGAUACGACUCCGAUCGAAUCCAAUAAUAAUAAGUUAACCAGAGGUAGAAGACGCGAGAGUGAGUGAGGGAAGCAGGUGAGGUGAAGAGUGAAGAAGCAGCAAUAAUGCAACGCGCAAGAUCGCUCCUAACAAGGUUUAAUCCAAUCGCAUACAGAUACAGAUACAGAUGCCAAAGCCGAACCCUGUGUUCUUCUUCGAACGAGGAAGUUGUGGUUGUUGAAGGAAACGGUUACUCGAGAAUGGCAAUUCUCAACAGACCCACUGCUCUCAACGCCCUCAACACCUCCAUGGUGGCUACCCUCACCAAACUUUACCGAGCUUGGGAAGAUAACCCCGACGUUGGCUUUGUCACCAUCAAGGGCAGUGGUCGGGCAUUUGCAGCUGGCGGUGAUAUUGUCGCCAUUUACCAUUUCAUCAACAGAGCCAACAUGGAAGCCUGCAAGGAAUUCUUCCGAACAAUAUAUCGUUUUAUUUACGUCAUAGGUACAUAUAUGAAGCCACAUAUCGCUCUUCUGAAUGGCAUUACCAUGGGUGGUGGAGCUGGAAUUUCAAUCCCCGGCACUUUUCGAGUUGCAACCGACAAAACUGUAUGUAAUAUUUUUGCUACCCCUGAAGUUCUUAUUGGAUUUCACCCUGAUGCUGGAGCAUCUUUCUACCUUUCACAUUUACCUGGUCACUUAGGCGAAUACUUGGCCCUAACAGGGGAAAAGCUCAAUGGAGUAGAGAUGGUUACUUGUGGACUUGCUACACACUACUCACUAACUGCAAGGCUCCCGUUAAUUGAAGAACAGCUGGGGAAAUUAGUUACUGAUGAUCCUUCUGUCAUUGAAACCACUUUAGAACAGUAUGGUGACCUUGUACACUCAGAUAGCAGUAGUGUACUUCAAAGGAUUGAAAUUGUAGAUAAAUGCUUUUGCCAUGACACAGUGGAAGAGAUUGUUGAUUCUUUGGAAAGAGUGGCAAGUGAAACAAAUGAUGCAUGGUGCAUUUCUACCCUAAAUAGACUUAAAGAAGCUUCGCCAUUGAGCUUGAAGGUUUCCUUGAGAUCAAUACGAGAGGGUAGAUUUCAGACUCUUGACCAGUGCUUGUCACGUGAGUACCAUAUGACUUUACAAGCAACAUCUAAGCAGAUUUCUGGUGACUUUUGUGAGGGGAUAAGGUCUCGUGUGGUGGAUAAGGACUUUGCACCAAAGUGGGAUCCUCCAACAUUGGAAAAGGUGUCUCAAGACAUGGUGGAUCAGUACUUCUCACCUCUAAGUGAAUUUGAACCUGGUCUAGGGCUCCCCACAAAAGUUCGAGAAGCAUUUUUGUAAUUUCUCUUUAUCUUGAAAUGCUUCAAAAGGUACAACCAUCGGUAUUGGUCAAUCUGGCUCUCCAAUAAACAAUCCUUUUGGAUAAGAGAGAAAAUUGGAGGAUUGAUGUCUCUGAAAGUGGCUCUCCAGAUAAACAUCUUUAGUCUUCGAAAAAGGAAAUGACGAAAUUGAUAUUCAUAUAAGCAAUUCUUAAUGUGCAUCUUAGAGAGAUUUUAUUGGUACUAUUGCUACUAUUGCCUAGCAAUUAAAUAGGGGUAUUUAUCUAAA